ACUCUUUCGUCCCGAUUUCCAGCAUUUCUCCUUCUCCUCCUUCUCCUUCUCCUUCUCCUCCAUUCUUCACUCAAAGUAGAUCAGGCCUUAGUGUGCGCUUUGAUGCUUAAAAUUUACCAGAUCUCCACCUGCAUACCACCGGCACACGAUUACGUCUUGUUCUUCUGACCUUUCAUCCCUCCCUCCGAUGGCUUCCUCCGGGAAUCCAAAUCAAUCCGCACCCUUCGAUAUGCACAAGUUCUUCAAACCCUCCUCAAACCCUACACCAGCAAACCCUAACACCUCAACUCCCCCACCGUUCCCUCCGUCUUCUUACCCUGCACCUCCUUCUUCAUCCUAUCCUCUGCCCACCGGCGCAUUCUCGUACCCACCCCCAACUCCUCCAUUUCAGCACCAUUACCUCCACUACCCACAAGACCAGUUCUCUAACGUGCACCACCAGAGGCCCAUCUCUUAUCCCACACCCCCUCUACAGCCUCCUCAUCUCCCUUCCCCAAACCCUAACCCUGGAGCCAGACUCAUGGCCCUACUGGGCACUAACCCACCCAGCAACAUCGAAUUGCCGCCUCCGGCGGUACCUUCUCCCUCGGCGGCAUUGCCGUCUUCGGGCAUUUCCGAAUUUCCAAUGUCCAUGAAUCCGCCAAUCUUGCCUGUGAUUCCCUCAGCGCCACCCUUGAAUCCGGCGAUGUCCCCAUCGACGCCUAUGCGGUUGCCGAGCAGCAAGCUCCCUAAGGGGCGUCAUUUAAUUGGCGACCAUGUGGUGUAUGACGUGGACGUUAGGUUGCAGGGCGAGGUUCAGCCUCAGCUCGAAGUUACACCAAUCACCAAGUAUGUUUCUGAUCCGGGACUGGUUGUGGGUCGUCAGAUUGCGGUUAAUAGGACUUAUAUAUGUUAUGGGUUGAAGUUGGGGGCGAUUCGGGUCCUUAACAUCAAUACUGCAUUGAGAUCUUUGCUUCGAGGUCACACUCAGAGGGUCACGGACAUGGCUUUCUUUGCUGAGGAUGUUCAUCUUUUGGCCAGUGCGAGCAUAGAUGGCAGAGUUUUUGUGUGGAAGAUUAAUGAAGGUCCAGAUGAAGAAGAUAAGCCACAAAUUACAGGAAAAAUUAUUGUUGCAAUUCAGAUAGUUGGGGAGGGGGAACCAGUACAUCCACGAAUCUGUUGGCACUGUCACAAACAGGAAGUAUUGGUAGUUGGUAUUGGAAAACGUGUGCUGAGAAUUGAUACAACAAAAGUUGGAAAAGGAGAAGUGUUCUCUGCGGAGGAACCUCUUAGAUGUCCUGUUGAUAAGCUGAUUGAUGGAGUCCAGUUGGUUGGUAAACAUGAUGGAGAGGUUACCGAGUUAUCGAUGUGCCAAUGGAUGACCACCCGUUUAGCUUCAGCAUCAACAGAUGGCACGGUAAAGAUAUGGGAAGACCGUAAGACAUUACCCCUUGUGGUACUAAGGCCACAUGAUGGGCAACCAGUUAACUCGGUUACAUUCGUAACUGCCCCUCACCGGCCAGAUCACAUUAUUCUCAUCACAGCGGGACCACUGAACCGGGAAGUCAAGAUGUGGGCAUCAGCAAGUGAAGAAGGCUGGCUGUUGCCUAGUGAUUCUGAAUCAUGGAAGUGUACUCAGACUCUUGACUUAAAGAGUUCUGACGAACCUAGACUUGAGGAGGCAUUCUUUAAUCAAGUAGUAGCAUUGCCACGUGCAGGGCUUCUUUUACUUGCAAAUGCUAAGAAGAAUGCUAUAUAUGCUGUACACAUAGAAUAUGGUCCAUGCCCUUCAGCUUCCCGCAUGGAUUAUAUUGCUGAGUUUACUGUCACCAUGCCUAUUCUCAGUCUUACUGGAACAAGUGAUUGCUUACCUGAUGGAGAACAAGUUGUUCAGGUUUACUGUGUUCAAACGCAGGCUAUUCAACAGUAUGCUCUGGACUUGUCCCAGUGCUUACCACCACCAUUGGAGAAUAUUGGGUUAGAAAAGACAGAUUCAGGUGUUUCUCGUGCUCUAGAAGCACCUGCUUCAGAUGGGUUCACACUGGAGCCAUCGCUUGGGAGUACAUCUGUUGAAUCAACUGUAGAAGGAAGCACAGGCCCCAAACCUGCCACACUGGUAAGCAGUACUGAGAGUGCACCUGCUUCUAAGUAUCCUGUGACUCCAGAUUCUACUGAAGUUCAUAGCUUGCAUGAACUGACUACUCCGAGUAUGGAAUCUAAGCCAACUUCCUUACUGGCAACAACUUCUGAUGCUGAUCACAUCCGUGUUGCCUCACCACCACUUCCUUUGAGUCCUAGGCUGUCUGGAAAACUGUCUGGUUUUAGAGGUCCAUCUAAUAACUAUGAGCCUGGUCCCUCUCUUGGUGAUCGUAGUGGAGACCAGUCAGUUCUUGAUUAUUCAGUUGAUAGGAGAGUGGAUAAUGUUCUUCCAAGUUUGGCCGAUGUUCCUUCCUUGGAUGACACUACCAGGAAGGACGAAAAUAAAGUUGCACAAAAUGAUAUUUCUAUGGUACCUAAUCCUCCAAUGAUGUUCAAACAUCCUACCCAUUUGAUUACUCCUUCUGAGAUUCUAUCAAUGGCUGUUUCAUCUUCUGAGAGUACACAGGUCAGUCAAGGCAUGAAAAGGGGAGAGUCAAAGGUUCAAGACGUGGUUGUCAACAAUGAUGUGGAGAGUGUUGAGGUGGAGGUUAAAGUUGUUGGUGAAACUGGACCUAGUCAGAACGACGAUUUUAACCCUCAGAGAGAAACCCACAUUAUUGUUGCAGAGAAAAGGGAGAAGUCCUUUUGCUCCCAGGCUUCUGAUAUUGGUGUUGAAAUGGCUAGAGAGUGUCAUGCUUUGUCCACUGAAACUUUUAACUUGGAGGAAACUCGACAAGUUGAUGAUGCUAGUGUUACUGAAGCCUUGGACCGAAGUUCAAAUGCUGGUGAGGAAGAGGCCCAAGAUUCCACAAAGGAUGUGCAUGGAAAAGUUGCUGAAUCGGCUGCAGCUACAAUCGUUCCACAGUCCCCAGCACCGGCUACAAAAGGCAAAAAACAGAAGGGAAAAAGCUCUCAAGUUUCUGGUCCAUCUUCCCCAUCUCCAAGUCCUUUCAAUUCUACAGAUUCUUCUAAUGAACCUGGUAGCAGUUCAAGCGUUCCUUCUACAGAGGCUGCCUUUUCUCAGAUUCUGGCUAUGCAGGAUAUGCUGAACCAGCUAAUGGCCAUGCAGAAGGAAAUGCAGAAACAGCUCCCGGUGGUGGUGGCUGUGCCAAUUACUAAAGAAGGCAGAAGACUUGAGGCAGCCCUUGGCAGGAGUUUGGAGAAAGUUAUUAAAGCCAACACUGAUGCUCUAUGGGCUCGUUUCCAGGAGGAGAAUGCAAAACAUGAGAAGCUAGAACGGGAGCAUCUACAGCAGAUAACCAAUUUGAUCACCAACUCUAUGAACAAAGAUUUGCCAGUUCUUCUAGAAAGAACAUUGAAGAAGGAAAUAACUUCAAUAGGACCAGCUGUAGCUCGUGCUAUUACCCCAGUUGUGGAGAAAGCAAUUUCUUCAGCUAUAACCGAGUCAUUCCAGAGAGGGGUAGGAGAUAAGGCAGUGAAUCAGCUAGAAAAGUCAUUUAGUUCAAAACUUGAAGCUACAUUGGCCAGACAGAUCCAAUCACAAUUUCAAACUUCGGGCAAGCAAGCUCUUCAGGAUGCAUUAAGGUCUAAUUUGGAAACUUCAGUUAUUCCAGCUUUUGAGAUGUCUUGCAAAGCCAUGUUUGAGCAAGUUGAUGCUGCAUUCCAGAAAGGAAUGGGUGAACAUACAACUGCAGCUCAAAAGCAGUUUGAGUCUGCACAUUCCUCAUUGGCACUUACUUUGAGGGAUGCUAUUAAUUCAGCUUCAUCAAUCACCCAAACCCUAAGUGGGGAAUUUGCUGAUGGCCAGCGCAAGCUCUUAGCUCUUGCAGCUGCGGGGGCUAACUCAAAAGCUGUAAAUCCUUUGGUUACGCAAUUAAGCAAUGGACCUUUGGGUGGUCUGCACGAGAUGGUUGAAGUGCCAUUGGAUCCAACCAAAGAACUCUCAAGGUUGCUAUCUGAGCGCAAAUAUGAGGAAGCUUUCACUGCAGCACUGCAAAGAAGUGAUGUCUCUAUAGUGUCCUGGUUAUGUUCUCAGGUUGAUUUUAAGAGUAUAUUGUCGAUUGUGCCUCGUCCUUUGAGCCAAGGAGUUCUGCUUUCUCUUGUUCAGCAGUUGGCCUGUGAUAUCAGCAAAGAGACCCCUCGGAAGCUGACAUGGAUGACGGAUGCGGUUAUUGCCAUCAACCCAACGGAUUCAAUGAUCGCAAUGCAUGUAAGGCCCAUCUUCGAGCAGGUCUAUCAGAUACUAGCCCAUCACUGCACCAUGCCCACUGUAAAUGCUGCCGAUGCUGCAAGCAUUAGAGUUGUCAUGCACGUCAUCAACUCCAUGUUGAUGAGCUGUAAAUGAUUGGUUUUCUUUCUCGGCGUCAUUACUCGUACAACGUUGGUUGUGUAGUGGCCUAGUGGGGGGGACUGUAAGAGGGUUGUAUAGACACUAUAGAGAAGUAGGAAUUUCUGAAUGGGAUAAUUUUUACUGCAUAGGAUUAUAAAUGUGAUUAUGUAAAGUAGAUUAGUUUAAGAUGUGCGUCUCAUCUUUUCCUUUUUUCCCCUCUUCUUUUUUUUUUUUUGUUUUUUCCUUCUUUUUCUGUCCGAUGUUUGUAUUACUUUUCCUAUUGAAAGAAAUGAAUUCCACCAGAACUGGGAUUUUCUCUCCCCA
Messenger RNA from Nelumbo nucifera (sacred lotus), 4732 nucleotides. RefSeq names its product Transducin/WD40 repeat-like superfamily protein (gene VCS). Gene Ontology annotation, biological process: deadenylation-independent decapping of nuclear-transcribed mRNA. The record is from RefSeq and is a predicted model, not a curated record. Gene Ontology annotation, molecular function: protein binding. Gene Ontology annotation, cellular component: P-body. Lineage: Eukaryota; Viridiplantae; Streptophyta; Magnoliopsida; Proteales; Nelumbonaceae.